Oppia nitens is the source of this 3090-nucleotide messenger RNA. It is a transcript of the gene Sec8, whose product is annotated as exocyst complex component 4-like. The record is from RefSeq and is a predicted model, not a curated record. Lineage: Eukaryota; Metazoa; Arthropoda; Arachnida; Sarcoptiformes; Oppiidae. Gene Ontology annotation, biological process: Golgi to plasma membrane transport; exocytosis; chemical synaptic transmission. The transcript is spliced from 4 exons. Gene Ontology annotation, cellular component: exocyst; growth cone membrane; synapse. Bases 13 to 3090 code for a protein of 1025 amino acids.
AUAGUGGUGAAAAUGCAAUCAGAGUCACAGCCAACACGUCCGCCACGACUGACCCGUACUUCAAGUAAAGACGCGACGUCUGUCAUAAAAGGAGGUCUAUUAAUGUCAGUGAUUCGGACACUGACCUCAUCGCGAGACUCGAGUGAUAGGGACAGAGAGAAAGCAAACUUAGAGCGAGAAUUCAAAGAGUGUGACCACAAGUUGUCUGAACUGGUGGUCUCACACCAUCACGACUUGUUUCAAGUGAUGUCCGCUUUUUCAAAGAUAUCACAACGUUUGAAACAAUCGCGAGAACGAGUGGUCGUCACAAGAGAUAAACUGCAAACGUGUCAGAAAUUACUUCAUUGCAAACGCGAUGAACUCAAGAAGUUAUGGUUGGAGUCCAUCGAGAAUAAAGUAGUUCUCGAGUUAUUGGAUAGAGUAGAGACAAUGAUGACUGUUCCGCAAAAUGUUGAUCAAUAUAUACAACGUAAACAUUAUCUUCACGCCACUCGACUUGUGGUGAACUCAUUGAAACAAAUGGACACCGAUUUGGUGGAUGUGGAUGCGCUUAAAGAAGUAAAGUCCGAUUUGAUUGAUAAAAAAGAGUCGUUAUAUGAGUUAAUUGUCGAUGAAUUACACAAACACUUAUAUAUCCGAUCGACAACUGAUUUGAUAAAACGAUUCAAACGUCACGGAUCUGUAAGACAUACUUCAGACAACACUCCGGCCCGCAAAAUGUCUGUCGCAGACAUAUUAUCGCCGGCACUUCAGAUUGGAGUUAAUAAAAAACAACGAAUACAAUCGAUGUCACAAAUAGGCUUAACAUCUGAUGACUCUAUCGAAGAGGACAUUAAUGUUAGCGAUCCGGAAGAGGACAGCAAAAAAUUUAUAUCUAUUUUAAUCAAAUGUUUGGCACUAUUAAACAAAAUUCCGGAGUCUAUAGACAUAAUUAAGGAAAGAUGUGAUAAAGAGUUGACAAAUAUGGCUAAGCGAACGGGUCGUGAACUGACUGCCGAUGCACCGGAACCUUCAUCUGAGUGGACGGCCGAUAGCAAAACGAUUCCUUAUGUCUUAAAUUCUUCAUCACUAUUAGGAAAUUACGAAAACAAACAAAAAACAUCACAUAUUUUACAGAAUUAUUUUGAUCUUUUGUUUCAACAAUACCGGACAGUUGUCUUUUUGCACGAUUCAGUGGUUUUAGCUAAUCUUCAACGACUAGAAAUGGAUAAAAGUUUUAAUAUUGAAAUUAAUAAUUUAUAUACAAUUCCUGAUAUUUGGACUAAAGUUCAGAUAAUACUUCAAUAUGUUAUGGACUUAUAUUUAGAUACAAGUGGUGCUCAUACCAGUGCUAAAGCAAAUCAUACGACUAAUCAAUCGACGACAUCGACUAAUGCAGUACCGGCUGAUUUGUCGUCAUAUUUUGUUAAAAGGAGAGGUAUUACAGCAGCUGUGACUACAUUUAAAGCAAAGAAAGCGCCGUUAUUUAGAUUUGAGGACUCGUCGCACGCAAUAUCAUUAAAUGCAUAUUUAGCCGAACAAAAGGAAACUCUAAAAGAUAAAAAUGAAAACGAAGCCGAAGAUAACAUGGACUCAAUUGACUUUACUCUAAACACAUCAGAUAAAUAUAUUGUAUAUCCGCCACAACCGGACAACAUUGUUGUCAUAUUUAAUCCAAUGAUAAAAUUUAUUCGAGAGAUCGAAGACGAACUUGAACUCGAAGAUGGAAAUCAUUGUUUACUUUAUUUAUAUUUAAUUUCGUCUGCAAAAAGUUAUUGCAAUCAAAUAACACACGAUUUGGAGCGUACAAUGGAUUUGGCGAAUAAAAGUUUAGAUAUUUGGAAAUUACAAACAGAUUCCGAGGUUUUAUCUAAUUUAGGUCUUAACCGACCUAUUCUUCACAGUACAGCAAUGAUCGAUAGAGCCGUUUUUGAUUUGAAAAACUUGAUGUUUGCGCUGCCAUUAUUUGCUGACGAUUUUCUUACUCUUAUCUGUAAUUUAUUAUCCAAUUAUAAAGAGAUAUGUUUUUCCGCUUAUAAGGGUAUAGUACAGCCCGAACCCGAAGAUAAACGAAUUAUAUCCGCCACGUGGGCUAAGGACGAGGAUAUUAAUAGAUUCCUUAAAUCAUUGCCCAAUUGGUCCACUUUAUUGAGUGCUCAGUCAGAAAAACAACGAAAACCUCACAUCCGAAUGCUAUCACAGGAAUCUCGUAUGACUUUUGAUGAGUCACCUGAAGAGGUUAGACUAAGAAAUAUGAGGGAAUCGGAAAUAUUGACGAGUAAUUUGUCACAAGAAUCUUCAAUACCUAAUCAUGAAAUAUUAUCAGAUGUGGUUCAGCUUAGAAUACUGGGUCAACUCCACCAAUCAAUGGAAUGGUUAGGCAAGAGAUGCGAUGAGUUAGUUAACUCAUUACCACAAUCAAGUGAUGGCAGCUUUUUGUCACCGUCUGUAACCGAACCUAAAUCUAACUAUGAAUUUAUGCCAUUAUCUGAUGUUUCAAUUGCAACCCUUAAUCAAUUGUCUCGUGAUUUUGAAGAGUUAGCUGAGACGUGUUUACUUGUCCUACAUUUGGAAGUACGUGUUCACUGUUUUUAUCAUAUAUUACCGAUAUCUCAAAGUUCAUUCGCUAUGGGUAUCGACACACAAGAACCCGACCCAGAAGUGAUCCGAUUGAAUAAAGACUUAUCUGCUAUUAAUGAGGCACUGGAUGUUGUUUUAGAGCCGUGGAAAUUAAGAUACAUCUUUGAAGGUGUGGGACAUUUGGUGGCAACUAUUCUUAUAAAUACAACAAAUAAUAUAAAGAGAGUCAAUAGUAAUGGCGUCAAAAAGAUGUGUCGAAAUAUAUUUGCAAUACAACAGAGUUUGACCACAAUUACAAUGAGUCGCGAAGUGGCGCUCGACUACGCGCGUCAGUACUUUGAACUCUUUUAUCACACCAUCGAUGAAAUACUUACGAUAAUUGUUGAAAAGGGCGCACAGUUUCAGCUCAAUGAAUACAUGUCUGCCAUUACUUUAUUACACAGAAGUAUCACCGGUAGGGAUCAACAGUCACUUGAUUCGGCCAUUAAAAGAUUGACUGAAAUCCUUAACGAAGUGGCAGUUUCUUUAUAA